Molecule: messenger RNA, 453 nt
Organism: Phaeoacremonium minimum UCRPA7
Lineage: Eukaryota; Fungi; Ascomycota; Sordariomycetes; Togniniales; Togniniaceae
Exons: 3
Coding region: 1-453 (150 amino acids)
Source: RefSeq, a predicted model, not a curated record
AUGCCCCCAAAGAAUAAUCAGACCAUCGGCGGGACCCAAAACGAUUCAGGUAUCGAGAUGGAGGAUACCGUUUCUACAGCGGACUAUAUCCACAUAAAGGGCCAGGUGGAAAAUAUCAAGCAGAAGCGGAAUGCCAAGAGAGAGUCACAAGAAGCCAGCUUGAAGGCGGCAGCCCGUGAGCUUCACGCUCGCAUCGAGGAACAAGGUGCGGUUCGCUCCAAAGAAAUCGAGAUGGCCCAAAGUCAGCGAGUUACAAGUCUCACUCGCGCAAUGGAGAAGCGAUAUGAGCUCGAGAAGGCAAUCGCUGCCAAGCUUGAGGAGUCGCAGCGCGAAUUCGCAAAUCUGACGAAUUUGAUUGAGUCGGUCUAUGACGGCCGGCUAGAAGAGUUGCGCAAAGCCACCCUAGCACCACCGCAGGUGCCUCAUGAUGAACGCGUGGAGCACGAUUCUUGA